Messenger RNA from Penicillium maclennaniae, 1794 nucleotides. Its product is annotated as ferric reductase family protein. Gene Ontology annotation, cellular component: plasma membrane. Lineage: Eukaryota; Fungi; Ascomycota; Eurotiomycetes; Eurotiales; Aspergillaceae. Bases 1 to 1794 code for a protein of 597 amino acids. The transcript has a single exon. Gene Ontology annotation, molecular function: ferric-chelate reductase activity. Gene Ontology annotation, biological process: iron ion transport; intracellular iron ion homeostasis; copper ion import. The record is from RefSeq and is a predicted model, not a curated record.
AUGCAACAUCUCAUUCUCGCUCUAUCCCUCGCGGGACUCGGCAGCGCCAUUGAGAUCGAAAAGCGACAUGGCAGCAGCGCAAGUCAAAUGUUCUAUGAAGCAGUCAACGAUGAUCUGGCUCGUUAUGCCAUCCUCGCCCUCGGCUGUACUGCCGCCGCAUACCUCGUAUGGCAUAUCUGGUUCCGGUUCACGGCUCAUCUUCGACGACUAUCCACUUUCGGCGAUGACAGACAGCGAUACUUCGUGCCCGCGCACAGCACGUUCGCCUGGUUCAAGGAGCACUUGAUUUAUGCCCCCCUUUUCCGGACACGCCACAACCGUGAGAUACAGUUGUCCUCGGCAAUCAACAUGGGUACCCUGCCGAGCCGUUUCCAUGGGAUCCUUGUAUUCGGUGUUGUUGCGAUGAAUGUCAUCCUCUGUGUAGUGACCACUCCUUUCGGUUCGUCCGAGGACACUGUCGCAGGCAUUGUACGCAACCGAACGGGCACAAUGGCCACCCUCAACCUGAUUCCUUUGGUGAUCAUGGCUGGCCGGAACAAUCCUCUCAUCGCCAUCCUCCAUGUGCCCUAUGACACCUGGAACCUACUCCACCGCUGGCUUGGCCGCAUUGUAGUGGCACAAGGCCUUGCACACACUUUCGCUUGGGCCAUUCCCAAGGGCCAGGAGAGCGGUUGGAAUAUUGUCGGCAUGGCGGUCAGCGGUAGCAGCUUCCUGCUUGCGGGCUUGGUGGCCACCGCCGCCCUUGUUGGAUUGUUACUGCACUCGCCUUCGCCCAUCCGCCAUGCUUUCUACGAGGUCUUCAUUCACUUGCACUUUGCCUUGGCGGCUCUCAUGAUGGGCUUCCUAUGGGUGCAUCUGAAUGGCAUGGCCGCCCAGACUUAUUUGCUCGCCUCUAUCGUUCUUUGGGCCCUGGAGCGAUCCACUCGUCUCUUCAUCAUCAUCUACCGUAAUCUGGGCAGCGGGUCUACUACCGCAACCGUCGAGGCCAUGCCAGGCGAUGCUAUGCGUAUCACCCUGCGCCUGGCUCGCCCAUGGACUUUCCGUCCCGGUCAGCAUAUCUACCUUUACAUCCCCUCCGUCGGAUGGUGGACCUCGCACCCGUUCUCCGUCGGAUGGAGCGAGGCCGACAAUCUGAUCACCGAUGAGAAGUCCGCCCUGCCCAUGUCGAAUCAGGACUUGCGCGGCGUUCCUCAAAAGGAGACUAUUUCUCUGCUCGUCCGUCGCCGCACUGGAUUCACCGACAAGCUCUUCCAGCGCGCCUCCAGUGCCAUCAGCUCUCGCGUCACUCUUCGCGCCUUUGCCGAAGGCCCCUACGGCAAUAUCCAUUCCAUGGAUUCAUAUGGCACAGUGAUGCUUUUCGCCGGUGGUGUUGGAAUCACUCAUCAUGUCCCCUUCGUUCGCCAUCUCGUGGCUGGCUUUGCCGACGGCACAGUCGCUACGCGCCGAGUCACUCUCGUUUGGAUCAUCCAAUCUCCCGAACACCUGGAGUGGAUCCGACCCUGGAUGACCAGUAUCUUGGCCAUGGACCGUCGCCGCGAAGUUCUCCGCAUCAUGCUCUUCGUCACCCGUCCACGCAACACCAAAGAAAUUCAAAGUCCAUCUGCCACCGUUCAAAUGUUCCCAGGUCGACCAAACAUUGACACUCUCGUGGGUAUGGAAGUCGAGAACCAGAUCGGAACAAUGGGUGUUCUGGUCUGCGGCAACGGAGGCCUCAGCGACGAUGUGCGCAAGGUCUGUCGAAAGAGACAAGGCCGCACGAGUAUUGACUACGUUGAGGAGAGUUUCUCUUGGUAG